UCCAUCACUUCAAUUAUUUUGGUCAGUGAUUAAAGAAAUAGAAAGAAAGAAGCAUCCGAUUAUGUUUAUGUCAAAUAACAGUUCAAGUUGGGUUUCAUUUUUAUUCUUCUUGUACCUGAUGGUGCAGUUCUUUUCUCCUAAUGUUCGUGAAAGGAGUUGACUUGUCAUUCUCAUUUUGUCAGCAAUGAUGUUGCAAUGCCAUGACUGACAAUAUUUGUGCUUAGAGCCUAGAACCCAGUCAUGCACAUCUCUAAUUUUCACAAAUAUAAAAGCACAGGAUCUUUCACUUAAGAACAUCAAAAGUUUGAGACGGAGAGUAAAAGAGAGAUCGGUUAUGGCAAUUUUGGUGUCCAUUUUGUCUAGAGUUGCCUUUCCACCUCCAGUGACUUGCUUGCUUGUUAGAGUAAUGUCUGUGGCCUUUCUAUUAUUUUCAGUUACUGGGGUAUUUGAAGGUUUAGGAAAGAACUUUCAGUACUCUAAGUUCUUUAACUUGAACGUUCACAAAUCUACAAGCAAGCAAAUCAGACUGUCUAGCAGAAUUGCCAUGCUUAUAGUUUACACACCAGCAUUCCUUUAUGCUAUUGCAUCCUUUUGGCAGCUUCCGAAUGUUGGCCUUAGGUCAUUGUUGGUCAAGCCAGCUCUAACCUUGCAUUUUUUCAAGCGAAUCCUUGAGGUACUAUUUGUUCACAAAUAUAGUGGCGGGAUGGCUGUUGACACUGUGAUUAUUAUCACUCUUGGUUAUUUCACAACUACCUCAAUCACAAUUUAUGCUCUAAGCCUAACACAAGGAUUUCCUGAGCCACCAGUGGAUUUGAAGUAUCCUGGCGUUGUGUUAUUUUUGGUGGGAAUUGUUGGCAACUUCUACCACCACCACCUCCUUUCCUCGUUGAGAACGAAGAAUGACAACGGAUACAAGGUUCCCAAGGGUGGUCUAUUUGGUCUGGUUACAUGCCCCCACUACUUCUUUGAGAUUUUAAUUUUCUUGGGAAUAUCUUUCAUCUCUCAAACGUUGUACACUUUUGCCUCAACCAUAAGCACAAUAUGCUACUUGAUGGGAAGGAGUUAUGCUACUAGGAGAUGGUAUCUUACCAAAUUUGAUGAUUUUCCCAAGGAUGUCAAAGCUAUCAUUCCUUACGUUUUUUGAAUGUGUCAAACAUAGAAUUUUGAGUUGUCAACAGCUUUCACUUUGGAACUGUGACUUCGUGAUCUAUGUCAACUAAGGAUGUCACUUGUGGAAGUUGUGUUCUGUGAAAAGAGAACAAAAUGAUGUCACUUCUGACAAGUGAAUCAUAAUAUUGGCCAUUGUAAUGUCUCAAUAUACCACCUGUUUCUUGCUCAA
Molecule: messenger RNA, 1339 nt
Organism: Populus trichocarpa (black cottonwood)
Lineage: Eukaryota; Viridiplantae; Streptophyta; Magnoliopsida; Malpighiales; Salicaceae
Exons: 2
Coding region: 335-1144 (269 amino acids)
Biological process (GO): lipid metabolic process
Molecular function (GO): oxidoreductase activity, acting on the CH-CH group of donors
Source: RefSeq, a predicted model, not a curated record